This is a messenger RNA of Hippoglossus stenolepis (Pacific halibut), 3999 nucleotides long. RefSeq names its product large neutral amino acids transporter small subunit 1. Lineage: Eukaryota; Metazoa; Chordata; Actinopteri; Pleuronectiformes; Pleuronectidae. Gene Ontology annotation, molecular function: L-amino acid transmembrane transporter activity; neutral L-amino acid transmembrane transporter activity. Gene Ontology annotation, biological process: amino acid transmembrane transport; neutral amino acid transport. Gene Ontology annotation, cellular component: membrane. Bases 274 to 1887 code for a protein of 537 amino acids. The record is from RefSeq and is a predicted model, not a curated record. The transcript is spliced from 11 exons.
AAGAGACAGAGAGAGAGGAUCAGGGUCAGAUGAAUUCCAGCCUGAGUGACGAAAGGCAGUGUGUGCAAAUGAGGAGGGGAGCGUGCAUGCAUGUGCGUGAGCGUGGACGAAUCAGAGCGGGUUAGAGACAGAGAGUGAGGGGUGGAUCGUGUGAGAGAAAGAAGAGGAGGAAAUCCAGGCAGCAGGAGGAAAGGGGGCAUAAAGGGAGGAAGGAAAAAGGGGGGCAGGAGGAAGAAAGAAGACAAGACAAGGGGACCCAGACUGAGAGGGAAGAUGGCUGAGCCGGAGCUGAAAUCACGGAGCAGUUGUGAGCGUGUGUCCAAGGCGGCGAGCCAGGAGAAGAUAGGUGCAGCCGAUGCAGACCCAGACCCAGAUGGUCUCAUCGAGGAGCGGCCAGCAUCUCCAUCUGCCUCCCUGGUCCCUGCUCCAACGGCCGCGAGCCCCACCGACGUCGCCCCUGCCAAAGGGGAGAAGAUCGAGCUCAAACGCAGCAUCACCCUCUUCAACGGCGUGGGGAUGAUCAUAGGCACCAUCAUCGGCUCGGGCAUCUUCGUCGCCCCGUCAGGGGUGGUGAAAGAGACGGGCUCGGCCGGGCUCUCCCUCAUCGUCUGGUCAGCCUGCGGAGUGAUCUCGACCAUGGGCGCCCUGUGCUACGCCGAGCUGGGCACAACCAUCACCAAGUCAGGGGGGGACUACACUUACAUCUUGGAGGUGUACGGCGAGCUGGCGGCCUUCCUGAAGCUCUGGGUGGAGAUGCUCAUCAUUCGGCCGUCGUCGCAGUACGUGGUGUCGCUGGUGUUCGCUACGUAUCUUCUGAAACCUCUCUACCCAGACUGCCCUGUGCCCGAAAGUGCUGCCAAGCUCAUUGCCUGCCUGUGUCUCACGUCCCUGACAUUCGUAAACUGCAUCAGUGUCAGAGCAGCCACCAAAGUGCAGGACUUGUUCACGGCCUCCAAGUUGGUGGCUCUGAUCAUCAUCAUCCUCUUUGGCUUCAUUCAGAUCUCCACAGGUGACGUGCCGUACCUUAUGCCAGAGAAGGCAUUUGAAGGCAGCAAAAUGGGGGUCGACAACAUUGUCUUGGCCUUAUACAGCGGCCUCUUUGCUUUUGGAGGCUGGAACUACCUGAAUUACGUAACCGGGGAGAUGAUCAAUCCAGAGAGGAACCUGCCUUUGGCUAUCAUCAUCUCCAUGCCCAUAGUGACUGUGGUGUAUGUUCUGACCAACCUGGCCUACUUCACCACCAUCUCUCCUGAAGUUAUGGUCGAGUCCGAGGCUGUUGCCGUGAGUUUCGGGGAGUACCAUCUCGGCGUGAUGUCCUGGCUGAUUCCUGUCUUUGUGGGACUGUCCUGCUUUGGAGCCGUCAACGGAUCCCUCUUCACCUCAGCACGCUUGUUCUAUGCUGGCGCUCGAGAGGGUCAACUCCCCGCAGCUCUGGGACUGGUCCACUCAGACCUUUUCACUCCAGUGCCGUCCCUCAUCUUCACAUGUUUGCUGUCCAUGAUGUACGCCAUCUCCCAGGACAUCUUCUCUGUCAUCAACCUCUUCAGCUUCUUCACCUGGCUCUGUGUUGGUAUGGCCAUCGCAGGUUUGAUCUGGCUGCGCUUUACCAAGCCCGACCUCAGGAGGCCCAUUAAGGUGUAUCUGUUCAUCCCUGUGACUUUCGUUCUGGGCUGUGUCUUCAUGAUCAUCGUGUCGUUCUGGGCGGCUCCCUUCGAGUGCCUGGUCGGCAGCGGCAUCAUUCUCACAGGUAUCCCAGCGUAUCUACUGGGCUUCAAGUGGAAGAAACCCCAUGUGGUCAAGAAGAUGCUGGAAAUCUUCACCACGUCCUGUCAGAAGAUCUUAAUGUCUGUUCCCGAGGAGAGGGAGAAACACGAGGCGGUGGAGUGACGCCACACACACCGAACAAGAUGAAGGGCCGACGCAAUCACAUUUUUGUCUGAACAUUCUCAAAGUGUUUACGCUCAUUCAUGCGUGAUUCAGCUACAGCAGUUUAUAUUUUUAAACCUUUAUUUAACCAGCCAGGUAGUUGGUAUAUUAAGGAGGAGCCUGGCCAUCUUGGUUAAAGAGUUUUUAUUUAUGUAUGCUCUUGUGUACAAAGUAAGUGGACAUUUGUUUCUGAAAACAACAAUGUCAACAAAGUCUAAUCUUGUAGUCGGGAUUUGAAAUUCAGACAUUUUACCAGAUUUUUGUUCAAAAUCUGUUUCACAGUUACAUCUCCUGUUAAUGCUGGAACAUGCCUUUAUGUUGCACGUUUGUUAGAGAGUUACUGUCGCAGGCACAUACUGAAAUUGAGUGCUCCAGAAACUCUAAAAGUGGCCUCAAACAACAAGUUCGCCAUAGACUACAUGUUCAAAUGAGAAUUUGUUUUAUACUUUCUUUACAUUUACUAAACACUAACAACGAGAACCACACAUUGUUUAUUAUAUUUUAGAGUUUUAGGGAAUAUUAAGCUGUGAGUCAAAGUUGAAAAGACCUCGUAUGAGAAACAAUUAGUGUACAGAGUAUAAAUCAACAAGGUCAGGUUUGAAAGAAGAAGUGGUUAAUUAACGACAGCAAAUCUGAUUAGAUGUUACACAAAAGCUACUAAUAUUCAUUUAAAAUAAAUAUUGAUUUCUAUAUUUGUAUUUUUUUGUAUUGAUUUGUAAACUGAGUCCACAGCACUAAAGCACAAAAAAAGACAAAGCUGUGUAUGUAAUGUUUCCUUAAGAUGUGUUGCUGUGAAACAGGUCUGUUUCUCGUACCGUUUUAUUUUCGGUGUCAGCGCUCCAUGUGAUGAUAUUUGAUGGAUAUCUGAGGAUCUGUAUAGAUGUUAUGUUAGCAGCUGUAUUUAGGAAACUUCAUUGUAGUGUUUUGUAUCUUUUAUCCUUGAUCUGUGCCAGCCGUGGUGGUGCUCAUGUUGCCUUUUAUUUUUGUCUUAUUGUCAAUGUAAGACCAAAAUGAAUGUUGAAAAUUAAGUUUUUUUAUUGGGAAGUUGCCUAUAAAGUCCUGCUUUUAAAGUGAAUAUCUUUUUCCAAAGUUAUUACAAGCACUUUCCCAGUCCGCUCAUGACCCCAGAGGAAAUGAAGCCUCUGAGGAAUAUGAAGGAGGAUGAAAAAAAAGCUUUCUGGGCUUUGUGCAGAAUAGAACGACAGUCCCCUCAAAUGUCAACGUUUUAUUCGGCCCGUCAGCCUCUGCUGAGCAUUUCACUGAGUGCUGACGGUCAACGGUUUGCAAGAUAGUGUGAAAUCAACUGGAUGCAGAUUGGUUGAGGACAAAUUAACAGAAAGUGACUUUGAAACAGAAACAACGAGGGAAACGCUGCCAGUUAAAUACGUCCAACAUGUUUAUCCUCUUAGUAACAUCCUCUUUAAACAACUGCAGAUGAAAUGUCUUUAUUAUUUGAGAAGCUCUCUUCAACCAUCAUUAUGUUUGUUAAUGGAAAGUGGACCAAGGCAUCAAGUUCAAUCAAUUACAUUUUAAAAACACCAUCAUGAAAAUCUAUUUACAUGUAAAGAGAGAGAGGGAAGGACAUCCCAAAUGCAGAAUCCCCCCAGUACUGGGGGAUUUAAAGAACAAUGUAAAGAAAAGUUAGGGUUAGUUUUUUUUUCACAUUCAGCAUCUUAAGGAUUUAAAAAAUCUUUGUGACAGGUAUUUGUGAGCAUAUCAACAAACAGCCCGGUGCUUAAAGGAAGAUAAGUGCCCUUUAUCAAAGAGAUCCGAUGAAAUGAAACCAGGCAGGACAUGAUUCCCAAUGACUGUGAUUAUGAAUAUGCACAGUUUCUGUUGGAAUCAACAUAUAUUUAUGUGAUGCACGGAAUACUGGAUGUGUAUACAAGGUGUUAUGACUUGAUAAUGCCUUUAAUGAUGUUUGCCUAAAACAAUGAAAUGUUAUGGAUGGGAAAAAACUCUAAUAGCAUAUUUGUAAUCUUUAAAUUUGGAAGUACCGAUGUGAGUUAUUGUAGCUGUUGCAUGUCAGUGACCAUGGCAGGUACAUGUAAUAAUAAACAUAUUUUUGUUCAA